Molecule: messenger RNA, 1229 nt
Organism: Folsomia candida
Lineage: Eukaryota; Metazoa; Arthropoda; Collembola; Entomobryomorpha; Isotomidae
Gene: IscU
Product: iron-sulfur cluster assembly scaffold protein IscU-like
Exons: 3
Coding region: 242-721 (159 amino acids)
Biological process (GO): iron-sulfur cluster assembly; intracellular iron ion homeostasis
Cellular component (GO): mitochondrial matrix; cytoplasm
Molecular function (GO): 2 iron, 2 sulfur cluster binding; ferrous iron binding
Source: RefSeq, a predicted model, not a curated record
GGAUGAUACAAUGCGAACCAUCGAGCAUUACUCGCGGAUAGCUUGACUUCUUCAAUCGUAUCUCAUUGCGACGGAAAUUCUACUACGUUUGGAUCAUAAAAUUGCUUUGACCAAUUCAAAUUUUGGUUUCAGUGACUCAAAAAAUUGAGGUUAAAGAUUCCAUUAAUUUUUUGCAAAUUGGAGACAAGGACAACGAAUUUAAAUCUCCAGUGUCUAUCUUUUUCCACCAACAAUCAACAAAAUGUCGCGACUCGUGCUGAACAAAGCACACUCGCUUUCCAAUCUUCUGAAAACUACACAGGCGCCAGUCUCCGCAUGCGGUUAUCAUGCAAAGGUUAUCGACCACUAUGAGAACCCCAGAAAUGUUGGAUCUCUCGAUAAGAAAAAACGAAACGUUGGUACAGGCCUCGUUGGAGCACCAGCAUGUGGAGACGUGAUGAAGUUGCAGAUCGAGGUUGACGACGAUGGCAAAAUUGUUAAUGCUAAAUUCAAGACUUUUGGUUGCGGGUCUGCUAUUGCUUCAUCAUCUCUUGCUACGGAAUGGAUCAAAGGAAAAACAGUGGAUGCUGCUGGAAAAAUCAAAAACACGGAUAUCGCCAAGGAACUUUCUCUUCCUCCCGUGAAACUGCAUUGUUCCAUGUUGGCUGAAGACGCGAUUAAGGCGGCUCUGCAAGAUUACAAGAAAAAGCAGGAUCCAGAGGUUACUGCUGUCAAGGAGUAAAAUUUUAUUUGGGUUCCUGUAAUAGAUCCGAAUAUGUACCUAAUAUCAUAAUUACUUAAAUAGUUACAAAAAAGAGUAGGCGAAAACAGCCAAAUCUGAUGUAUACAUUGAUAAUGUUAUUGUUACUUGAUAAAAAACAUGGAAUAAUCUAGUCUGAAAUUGACGACGACAAGAACUGAUUAUGGUGACUCACCAUUGUUGAGCCGACAUCCUAUAGCUGGCUAUCAAAGAUAAUACGUACAUAAUAUCUCUCGCAAUGUUAGCAUAUAUAUGAAUAGUUUUAAAAUUUUAAGCAAUCGGAAUAAGCUGAUCAGUUGUUGAGUCAGGCAGGGUUCUACCACCUACUUGGAGAAGAAGACAUCAAAUAGAAUUUAUGAACUAAAAUAGCAUGGAUAUUUAGUGCACGAUGCACACAUUUUGUAGUUUAAUAUAAUCACAUUCUUAUUGAGUAUGUAUACAUGCACAUCAGAUACGAAUAAAUAAAUCAGGACUUUAUUUUAACUUUAAA